This is a messenger RNA of Leptonychotes weddellii (Weddell seal), 1027 nucleotides long. NCBI's taxonomy places the organism in Eukaryota, Metazoa, Chordata, Mammalia, Carnivora, Phocidae. The record is from RefSeq and is a predicted model, not a curated record.
AUGUGAAGAAAUGGGUGCGUGUGGAUGUGUUUUAUGGAAUUUUUUCCCCAGGUGUUUAUUAAGAAGUGGGAGAUUGCAUAUGGCUUAUUUAGAAAGUCAGGUGUGGCCUCCAUCUGGUACUAAGUUCUGGGCCACCUGCUGCACAGUGGGUGCCCACCCCUUCCUCCCCGUGGACUGUCUGCAGGAGCGAGCCAGGGGGCAUCUCAGGGCCUGCUGUGGCUCACUGGACCCCCUCCUUAAGUCCUCACCCAAAUGGGACCGUGCCCACCUCCACAUCCAUUUCUGUCCCAGAUUCAGAGAGGUGCAGGCACCGGCCUGAUGAAGCGGCCAGGGAGUGGCAGUGCCGUAAGCUGACCCCCAGUCCUUGCCCCCCCUUAACCUCCCCUGAACGUGAGGGUCGGUGAGUCACCUUUGCGUGCUUCCAGUCCCUGCGACCUCCGUAGCCAGAGGCAGCCUGGGGGACGUCUCGGCCGCGAGAGCCGUGGUACCUACAACCAUCCCCGGAGCUAAGGCAGGUCAUCUUAAACGUCCCGAAUCUUUGCCAUUACCUGAUGCUGCUGAUAAAACCAGGAUGGCUUUAAACUCAGGGUCACCGCCAGGAGUUGGACCUUACUACGAAAACCAUGGAUACCAGCCUGAAAGCCUCUAUCCCCUGCGGCCCGCCACGGUCCCCAGCGCCUACCCGGUGUAUCCGGUCCCGUACUACCCAUCCGAGGGGCCCCAGUCCACCCCAAGGGUGCUGACGCACACUUCGACACCCACCAUCCGCGUGCAGCCCAAGUCCCCAUCGGGGACGGUGUGCACUGCAAAGGCCAAGAAAGUGCUGUGCAUCACGGUUGCCCUGGGGGCCGUCCUGGCAGGAGCCGUGGUGGCCGCCGUCCUGCUCUGGAAGUUCAUGGAGAACAAAUGCUUGGUGGCCGGGGUAGAGUGCGGCUCCUCGGGAACCUGCAUCAGCCCCUCUCACUGGUGCGACGGGAUCCUGCACUGCCCCAGCGGGGAGGACGAGAACCGAUGCGGUUUCUCCUAA